AUGGUGUGGGCAUCCCCAGCCCUGGCAGCCGCCACCCUCUGCCUCCGUGCCUCCGCGGACCUGGUGAAAGCCGCAGCGGCAGCUCUGAUCCUCGGAGCCGUGCUGUCCAGCGCUGAGCAUCCCCACCUCGGGGGGCUGGUGUGUGACAUGCAGCCGGGCUCCUUCCCGGCCGAUCCCGACAUCCUGGACAAGCUGAAACUCUGCCUGGAGCUGACGGGGGCGCAGGGGGAUUCCCUCAACGCCCUGCUCCUGUCGCAUCCUUCGAGCUGGGAUUCCCGGACUCUGCAGGAUUUGGGGCCGCUCGCUCUGGCCUUGAACCAGACCACGCUGAGCUUGGUGAGCGAGGCGGCACGGGAGGAGUUCAGGAGCGGCAUCGCGGCCGCCUACAUCAGCCAGGACCAUUCCCAGCGGGAGAAAUCCCCGAUCCUCCUCCGGGCGCUUGCGGCAGCCUCAGCCGCCUCCCACCGCAGGCUGCGGCGCAGCUCAGGCCGCUGCGAGUCCGAGCCCAUCACCGACAGCAACAUCACUGACGCCGUCCUCUUCCUCCUCCCUGAGGAGCUCGACCUGUGCCUGAGCAGUGAUCUGUUAGUAAAAAACCUGGAGGCCGUGCUGGAACAGCCGAUCACCACGGAGACUUCCCGGGUCCUGAAAAAGAAAGUGGAUGAGUUUUUCCCGUCGGGGAUCCCGGAGGAGCAGCUGCGGCGCCUGGGGCAGCUGUCCCGCCUGUACACGGAGCAGGAGAUCAGCCAGUGGCAGGUGACAACCAGCGACACGCUCGCAGCCCUGCUCAGCCCCUCGGGAGGACCGUGGGACGAUGCCCAGGUGCAGCAGCUGCUCAGCAGGUACCUGGCCCUGGGGGGCUCCUUGACGGGGCCCCUGCUCCGGGAAAUCAGGGGCAAACGCCUGUGCGAGCUGCGGGAGGAGCAGAUCCAGCAGAUCCCCGCUGGAGCCAUCGGGACCGCCGGGCAGUUGAACAUCUCUUCGUGCUCCCAAACCAAGAAGGAGCAGCUCUAUGGGAAGGCGCGGGAGGCCUUUGCCAGCCUGGCCAGCACCCCCGGGCCCUAUUACUGCGGGAUCCAGCCCUACCUGGGUGGAGCUCCAGCAGAGGAUCUGAAGGAUUUGGCCAAUACCGGUGUCAUAAACAUGGAUCUGGACACCUUCCUGGCCCUGAACCCCCGGGAGUUCCAGAAACUCAGCGUCACCGACGUGAAGCUUUUGCUGGGGAAGAACCUCCCUGAGCUGAGGAGAGCCGAGCACGAGCCGCUGGUGGUGAGCUGGGUGCAGAGGCAAUGGCAGCGGGAGCUGGACUGCGUGCUGGGCAUCGGCCUGCAGGGAGGGCAGCCCGAGCCCACGCCCCCUGUCCCCACCUCUGUGCCCACCACCCCGGCCAGUGUCACCGUCCCCACCCCCACUGCCACCAGCAGCCACUCGACCCCUCACCCGGCCCCGCACACGCCGUCCCCAGUUCCCGUGUCCCCGCUGUCCCCGCUGUCCCCGGCCGUGCCGUGCCAGCCCAGCUCCCCUCCGCACCGUCCCAGCAGCCCGAGCCCCGGGAGCACUCCAGAGCCACCACCGCCAACAUCCAACGGCUACAUCAACCUGCAGCCGCCGGAGCCCGGAACCGGAUCCAGGCUCUGCUCCUGCCUCGUGCCCGUGCUGGCAGCCAGC
Molecule: messenger RNA, 1668 nt
Organism: Hirundo rustica (Barn swallow)
Lineage: Eukaryota; Metazoa; Chordata; Aves; Passeriformes; Hirundinidae
Product: mesothelin-like protein
Biological process (GO): cell-matrix adhesion
Cellular component (GO): cell surface
Source: RefSeq, a predicted model, not a curated record